Drosophila serrata is the source of this 1550-nucleotide messenger RNA. RefSeq names its product Microfibril-associated protein 1 (gene Mfap1). The record is from RefSeq and is a predicted model, not a curated record. Lineage: Eukaryota; Metazoa; Arthropoda; Insecta; Diptera; Drosophilidae.
AUCGUUAUCGUUUCUUCAUCUUCACAUCUUGCAAAAUAAAAACAAUUCAAAGAAAUAAUUGGCUUUUUACACCAUAAAAUAACAAAAUAAGCCGAGAUGAGUGCCGCCACCGCUCCCACGGGCAUUCAGAGCACCGCUGGCGCCAUUCCCGUGCGCAAUGAAAAGGGUGAAUUGUCCAUGCAAAAGGUAAAGGUGCAGCGGUAUAUAUCCGGAAAGCGCCCUGAUUACGCACGAGCCGAUUCCAGUACCGAGGAGAGUGACGAAGAUGACUUCAUUGACACCAGGAAGCGCUUGGAGCGCCACAAAGCCGAGCGCCACAAAAUGGAGCUCUCCCGUAGAGAAGGUACCGCGGAGGGCGAAGACAAGGCUCCGGGAGAGGCGGACGAGCAGGAUGAGGCGGAGGUAGAUGAUCCCCGGUUGCGACGACUGCGAGCCAGACCCGUGGACAUGGAAGAUAUGGAACGGGAGCGCAGGGAACGCCACCGACACAUCCACGAGCCCGAAAUCAUGGAGAGCGACAGCGAGGACGACGAGGAGGCGGACAAGGAAGGCCAGGAGCAGCAAAGAAACCUUGAGCGAGGCACAAACAAGAUUACACUGGCCUCCGAAUCCGACACAGAUGCUGAGCUCAGUGACACAGAGCUGGAGAAGCGUCGUAUUAAACUCCGAUCACGGAUGCUGCAACAGCAACGCGAGGAGGAGGUGCCAAAAGAGGACGAAAAGCAGUCGGAAUCUUCUGAGUCGGAGAGCUCAGAGUACGAGGAGGAGACCGAGAGCGAGGAGGACAACGAGCCCCGACUGAAACCGCUUUUCGUGCGGAAAAGGGAUCGCGCCACCAUCCAGGAAAAAGAACGCGAAGCCCAGAAACAGAAGCAACUGGAGGCAGAGGCCAAGCGGGCGGCCAAGGAACGGAGAAGAGCCACUCUGCGACUGGUAGAAGAGAGCGUCAAGAAGGAUUUAGAGAAGACGAAGCCAGAGUCAAACGAGGCCUGCAUCGAGGAUGUGUGCACAGACGAUGAGAACGACGAGGUGGAGUACGAGGCCUGGAAGCUGCGCGAGCUCAAGAGAAUGAAGCGGGACCGUGAGGAACGCGACAACAACGAACGCGAAAAGCUGGAAAUUGAUCGUAUGCGUAAUCUCACUGAGGAGGAGCGACGCCAGGAGCUGCGCCAAAACCCCAAGUUGGUCACCAACAAGGCCACCAAGGGGAAGUACAAGUUCCUGCAGAAGUACUACCACCGUGGCGCCUUCUACCUGGACGAGGAGAACGACGUGUUGAAGCGCGACUUUGCGCAGGCCACGCUUGAAGAUCAUUUCGACAAGACCAUCCUGCCCAAGGUGAUGCAGGUGAAGAACUUCGGACGCUGCGGACGCACCAAGUACACGCAUUUAGUUGAUCAGGACACCACCAAAUUCGACUCGCCCUGGUACGCAGAGUCCUCCAGCAACAUCAAGUUCCACAACGAACGCGGCGGCGGCAUGAGGCAGCAGUUCGACAAGCCCACGGGAUCGAAGCGAAAGAAGUUGGAAUAGAUGUUAUAGUACAAUAA